Letharia columbiana is the source of this 816-nucleotide messenger RNA. RefSeq lists its product as uncharacterized. The transcript has 3 exons. Lineage: Eukaryota; Fungi; Ascomycota; Lecanoromycetes; Lecanorales; Parmeliaceae. The coding region runs from base 1 to 816 and encodes 271 amino acids. The record is from RefSeq and is a predicted model, not a curated record.
AUGUCCAGGCCUCUAGGACAACUCUUCGCCUCUUCAGAUAUUCUUUCAGGUGAAGAAGCCAUGAGAAUGCGAAAUUACUGCUCCACGGCCUAUAUGGACCCUGACAGGGACCUCAAAGAUUCCUAUGGUAUUCUGUUCGAGGACGGGAGUCUUACCGCUUUCCAAGAGCACUUUCAAAGCCGUAUCCAGCAUUUCGAGGGCAGGCAGUAUGAAGCGGCACAGGAAUUGUUCAAAGUCAAAUGGGGUCCAACUCGUAUUCCGGUUUAUGUUGUGCUGCUCGCUUUUACAAGUAUCAAUCCUGGACUACGAUAUAAGUACAUUGCUAUUGCGGAAUGGCUUGUUGACACGGCCAAAGUUCCUGUUGACGGAACCGACAUAUCUGGUACCACAGCUCUGAUGCAUUCCAUCUCCCAGAAGCCCUACUUCGACCCCGAAUUUGCACAGCUCAUGUUCGAUGCUGGGGCCGAUAUCAAUCGAAGAGACCGCUUUGGCGCAAUAGCCGCCCACGAUAUUACCACAGUCCAGCUCCUUUACGAUCAUGUAGCGCAUGAAAAAGCGGGCCGCGCUUUGCAGUGGUUCCUGGAACAUGGCGGAACUCUGGACAUUAAGGAUGGGGAUGGUAUCUCUGUACGGCGGAUCAUCGCGAGUCUGGAAGGCACUGAUAGGACGUUGAAGGGGGUUGUGGACAGAGUUGAACAACAACAAAGUGGUGGUAGCAAUACCGGCAGUGGCAUAAUUGCGCGUCCUACGGCCCGCAACAGUCCAUGCCCAUGUGGGUCAGGUCGGAAAUUCAAGAAGUGCUGUGGUCAGGCAUGA